Molecule: messenger RNA, 1233 nt
Organism: Haliotis rubra (blacklip abalone)
Lineage: Eukaryota; Metazoa; Mollusca; Gastropoda; Lepetellida; Haliotidae
Exons: 3
Coding region: 1-987 (328 amino acids)
Source: RefSeq, a predicted model, not a curated record
AUGCGCGGCAUCAUCGACAUGGGAAAGAACCACCGUUUCUUCCGUUUUCCAAGUGAAAAGACAGAUAUAGACAGGAGGAAGGUUUGGAUUCAUAGGUGUCAACGUGGGGAGAAAAACUGGAAGCCAAGCAAGAAUGCAGUACUGUGUGCCGAUUAUUUCGAGUCGGAUGCAUUCGAAAGAGACCCAUUUCGCCUUGCACAAAUGGGAUAUGAAAAUCCAAAAGCUCGGCUGAAGAAGGACGCAAUGCCCACGAGAUUCAGGACAAAAAGUUUCGCGGAUGGUUUACCUAGUGUUACACGAGGAGCAUUUAGGAAACGACAAACGGACGAGAUGCUGAGGGAUAUCUUCAAUGAUGAACAAACCACUGAAACAAAUCCACCCAAAGCCUUUGAUGGAGACAGGAAUGAGCCUUAUGAAUUAGAUAAGCAUGAGGUGUGCAGUGUCCCCAUCCAAGCAGUGGAGGAUAUUGAUGCUUGUGAGGACACACUUCUUACAAGUGACGAGGAAUACAUGCCUUCUGAAUACUCAGAGUUGGAUGAAAGUGAAACUGAUGCAGACUGUGAUACAGAUACUGAUGACGAAACUGAACCAGUUCUCUACUUGUCAGCAAAUCCCCAGACUGAAAGACAGUUUCUUGUCUCUGAAACCUCACUUGCCCAACUAUUCCAGUAUUGCUCACAUCAGUCAGGUUCAAGUUCAUUUUGUGGCAUGACUUGUCAAGUGAAACUGAUGCAACAUCAAGGCGUUAUGAUAACUGUGGAGACAAAAUGCUUGAAGGGGCACACUACAAUAUGGAACAGUCAGUCAAUGCAUGGGACAAUGCCUUGGGGCAAUCUUCUGUGUGCCAGCAGUAUUCUUUUGAGCGGGGGAUGUGCCACCCAAGUAUUGAGAAUGUUCAAGUUCAUGAAACUGCCAAUUUUUAGCAUGGGUACUUUCAUCAACAUACAGCGAUGCUAUACAGUACCAGACUACCCUCUUGGCCUGUAGUGAUUGUUGGGUGGCUAAAGUCGGUACGAGAAACGGCUAGUCACACACGGAAUGCUCCGGUGAAACCCUAGACAUGGAUACAGUAUGUGAAGGCCGAUAUUUCGGCGAUUCCAGUACCUGUGAAGAGAGACUAUUAACGGCAUUUCUUCCAUCGUAUUUUCUCACGUUUAUCUGUGCUAACGACUUGUUACAACUUUUAAAACAAAUUUUAACAAACUGAUAAUGAAACCGGACUAUAGUUCGUUU